[Torrubiella] hemipterigena is the source of this 2834-nucleotide messenger RNA. NCBI's taxonomy places the organism in Eukaryota, Fungi, Ascomycota, Sordariomycetes, Hypocreales, Clavicipitaceae. The record is from the annotation of a GenBank genome assembly.
CCGCUACAGCACAUGCUUUAGCCCCUCCAAAAAAAAAGUACCAUCAAAUCAAGGUGUGCCUACCCGCUGGCAUUGCGCUUCCGUAUCCGGCCACCUAAAUAAGAGAGCUCCGCUGGCCCAUCACCUGCUGGCCUCAAUUCCUCCUCUCUUCUCUUUUCAUCUCUGUUUUCUCUCCUCUUUUAUCUUCCCUCCGCCUUCACAUCUUUCAUCAUGCCCGGAUCCGUAUCAAAACCUCAGACCCUCUACGACAAGGUGCUGUCGAAGCACAUUGUCGAUGAGAAGCUCGACGGCACUCUUUUGCUCUACAUUGACCGUCACCUCGUCCACGAAGUCACAUCUCCUCAAGCCUUUGAAGGCCUGAAGAACGCUGGCCGCCCAGUCCGCAGACCGGACUGCACCCUCGCCACUACCGAUCACAAUGUCCCCACGUCGUCCCGCAAAGGCAUGAAGGACAUUGCGUCUUUCAUCGAGGAGGACGAUUCGCGCACGCAGUGUGUCACCCUUGAAGAAAACGUCAAGGACUUUGGCCUCACCUACUUUGGUCUCGGCGACAAGAGACAGGGUAUCGUGCACGUCAUUGGCCCCGAACAGGGUUUCACCCUUCCCGGUACUACUGUUGUCUGCGGCGACAGUCAUACAUCUACCCAUGGCGCCUUUGGAUCCCUUGCCUUUGGUAUCGGCACCAGUGAGGUUGAGCACGUGCUCGCCACCCAGUGCCUCAUCACAAAACGCAGCAAGAACAUGAGAAUACAGGUGGAUGGUGAGCUCGCCCCCGGUGUCAGCUCCAAGGAUGUUGUCCUCCACGCCAUUGGAAAGAUUGGUACUGCCGGUGGUACCGGAGCUGUCAUUGAGUUUUGUGGCUCGGUAAUCCGUGCUCUGAGCAUGGAAGCCCGCAUGUCCAUUUGCAACAUGUCCAUCGAGGGUGGUGCCCGUGCCGGCAUGGUCGCUCCUGAUGAGAUCACAUUUGAGUAUCUCAAGGGAAGACCUCUGGCUCCGAAGUUUGGCUCCGACGAAUGGAACCGCGCUGUUGCUUACUGGAAGGACCUCCAGUCUGACGCCGACGCCAAGUAUGACGUUGACGUCUUUAUUGAUGCCAAGGACAUCAUUCCUACUGUCACCUGGGGCACCAGCCCUGAGGAUGUCGUCCCCAUCACCGGAUGCGUACCCGACCCCGAAACGUUCGCUACCGAGAGCAAGAAGCAGGCUGGCCGUCGCAUGAUUGAGUACAUGGGUCUGGUGCCCGGUACGCCCAUGGAGGAGAUUGUUGUCGACAAGGUCUUCAUUGGCUCUUGCACAAACUCGCGUAUUGAGGAUAUGCGUGCUGCCGCCCGUGUUGUUCAAGGCAAAAAGAUUGCUGCCAACAUUAAGCGUGCCAUGGUCGUCCCCGGCUCUGGCCUGGUCAAGAAGCAGGCCGAAGAGGAGGGCAUCGACCAGAUCUUUGUCGACGCUGGCUUUGAGUGGAGAGAAGCUGGUUGCUCCAUGUGCUUGGGAAUGAACCCCGACAUUCUCUCCCCCAAGGAACGCUGCGCCAGUACCUCUAACAGAAACUUUGAGGGCCGACAGGGCGCUGGUGGCCGCACUCACCUGAUGUCACCCGUCAUGGCCGCUGCUGCUGCCAUUGCCGGAAAGCUUGCUGAUGUUCGCAAAUUCUCCGACUACACCACUAGCCCUCACAUUGAGGCCCACGCCGCUGGUAGCGCUAAGCCCUAUGUUGAUGAGGAGGCUGACUCCGGCUCCGACCAGGAGAUGAGCUCGGACGAGACCACCACCUCUUCGCCUGCGGCUACUUCUGCUGCUGGAGGUGAGGUUGCAUCUGCUGGCUUGACCAAGUUCCUGGUUCUCAAGGGCAUUGCUGCUCCCAUGGAUAUGGCCAACAUUGACACUGAUGCCAUUAUCCCCAAGCAGUUCCUCAAGACCAUUAAGCGCACUGGUCUUGGUACUGCCCUCUUCAACGCCCUGCGAUACAACGAAGACGGUUCGGAGAACCCCAACUUUGUUCUGAACCAGGAGCCCUACCGUGGUUCCAAGAUCUUGGUUGUCACUGGCGAGAACUUUGGCUGUGGUUCAUCGCGUGAACAUGCUCCCUGGGCCCUCCUUGACUUUGGCAUCAAGUGUGUCAUUGCACCCUCGUUUGCCGAUAUCUUCUUCAACAACAUGUUCAAGAACGGCAUGUUGCCUCUCCGCGUAGAGAACAAGGUCGAUUUGGAUGCCAUUGCUGCCGAGGCGCGCGCUGGCCGUGAGGUUGAAGUCGACCUCCUGAACCAGGUCAUCAACAACUCUGCGGGCGAUGCCAUUUGCAAGUUUGACGUGGAAGAGUUCCGCAAGCACUGCCUGGUUAACGGCCUCGACGACAUUGGCUUGACCAUGCAACAGGAAGACAAGAUUGCCGCUUUCGAGAAGCGCAUGACUGAGGUUACCCCCUGGUUGGAUGGUAAGUCGUAUUUGAAGCGCAAGGGCCAGGGCGGAAAGCUGGCCGCCAAGGCAGUUCCUGUUCCCAAGACAAAUCGUGGUGAAGAGAAGAAGGAGCCCUUGGAGUGGUAAAUGUAGGGAACGGCGGCGUUGGAGAUACCAAAGCACAAAAAACAACCGGAGUUGCGUUUGAUGUUUUCUGAAGGCCUCCAUGGUCACGAGUAUAUGAACCGGUAGUAGGUAGUUAUUUAUCUGCUCAGAUAUCGCCACUUAAUAGUAGGCCAAUGUAAUUUGAUAUUUUUUUUCCAACUUGCAUCUUUUGAAGCUCUGUCGAUAUGUGAUUGUAUAAUUGGCGAGGCUCGUUGUUGGAGUCGUACUGUACUGGUCUGGUUAAUGAUGCGCAAUGGAGCCUUACAGGAGGAGGG